AUGCUUUCACAUCACAUCAAGAGAAGUAUUGCUUCACUCCGCCAACCAUUCAUCAACUCAGUUCACCAGAGAGGCAGCACAAUUUUCCAAUUUGGAGGAUCUGUGGCAACCUCGUUCAUCAGGAGAGAAUAUUCAACAUCGACCAUUGUUGACAAGUUACAAUUAGGAAAAUUAAAUCAUGUUGCAAUUGCUGUUCCCGAUCUUGAGAAAGCUGCAGCGUUCUAUAGAGACGUUCUUCAAGCAAAGAAAGUGAGUGAACCUCAAACUCUUCCAGAGCAUGGAGUUACGGUAGUUUUUGUGGAGUUGGACAACACAAAAUUCGAAUUGUUGUAUCCGUUCGGAGAAAAGUCGCCCAUUGCCGGUUUUCUUGCCAAAAACCCAUCCGGUGGCAUGCACCACGUUUGCAUCGAAGUUGCUGACAUUAAGAAAGCUCUAGCUGAUGUUGUUGGAAAGGGAAUCCGUAGUUUAGAUAAGGAACCAAAGAUUGGAGCGCACGGCAAGCCUGUCGUUUUUCUUCAUCCAAAAGAUUGUGGAGGUGUCUUGAUCGAGUUGGAACAAGAAUAA
Naegleria lovaniensis is the source of this 564-nucleotide messenger RNA. RefSeq lists its product as uncharacterized. Bases 1 to 564 code for a protein of 187 amino acids. Gene Ontology annotation, biological process: L-methylmalonyl-CoA metabolic process. NCBI's taxonomy places the organism in Eukaryota, Heterolobosea, Eutetramitea, Acrasida, Naegleriidae. The transcript has a single exon. The record is from RefSeq and is a predicted model, not a curated record. Gene Ontology annotation, cellular component: mitochondrion. Gene Ontology annotation, molecular function: methylmalonyl-CoA epimerase activity.